UAGCGCAGCAAGAAAAUCAAAUGGACCCAGAAACCUUCACUUGUUCAAUCUGUUUGGAUCUACUGAAGGAUCCAGUGACUAUUCCCUGUGGACACAGCUACUGCAUGAACUGUAUUACAAAACUCUGGAAUGGCGAGAAGGUAAAGAAAAUCCAAAGCUGUCCUCAAUGUAGGCAGAUCUUCACAGUGAGGCCCGUGCUGGUGAAAAAUACCAUUUUAGCAAAUUUAGUGGAGGAGCUGAAGAAGACUGGACUCCAAGCUGCUACUGCUGAUCACUGCUAUGCUGGACCUGAAGAUGUGGCCUGUGGUCUCUGUAUUGGAAGAAAACUGAAAGCCCGCAAAUCCUGUUUAAUCUGUCUGACUUCUUACUGUGAGAAACACCUUAAGCCUCAUUAUUAUUCACCUACAUUAAAAGAACACAAGCUGGUGGAGCCCUCCAAGAAGCUCCAGGAGAAGAUCUGCUCUCGUCAUGAUGAGGUGAUGAAGAUGUUCUGCCGUACUGAUCAGCAGAGUAUCUGUCAUCAGUGUUUAAUCGAUGACCAUAAAGGCCACGACACAGUCUCAGCUGCAGCAGAAAGGACUGAGAGGCAGAGAGAGCUGGAGGUGAGUCGACAAAACAUCCAGCAGAGAAUCCAGGACAGAGAGAAAGAUGUGAAGCUGCUUCAACAGGAGGUGGAGGCCAUCAAUCAGUCUGCUGAUCAAACAGUGGAGCACAGUGAGAAGAUCUUCACUGAGCUGAUCCAUCUCAUCCAGAAAAGAAGCUCUGAUGUGAAGCAGCAGAUCAGAUCCCAGCAGGAAACUGAAGUGAGUCGAGUCAAAGAGCUUCAGGAGAAGCUGGAGCAGGAGAUCACUGAGCUGAAGAGGAAAGAUGCUGAGCUGAAGCAGCUCUCACACACAGAGGAUCACAUCCAGUUUCUACACAACUACCCCUCACUGUCAGCACUCAGUGAGUCUACAGACUCAUCCAGCAUCAAUAUCCGUCCUCUGAGCUACUUUGAGGAUGUGACAGCAGCUGUGUCAGAGGUCAGAGAUAAACUACAGGACAUUCUGAGAGAGGAAUGGACAAAGAUCUCACUGACAGUCACUGAAGUGGAUGUUUUACUGUCGGAUUCACAAGCAGAGCCAAAGACUAGAGCGGAAUUUUUAAAAUAUUCACGUGAAAUCACACUGGAUCCAAACACAGCAAACACAUAUCUGUUAUUAUCAGAGGAGAACAGAAAAGCAACAUCCACAAAGAAACAGUCUUAUUCUGAUCAUCCAGACAGAUUCACUGGAUGGUGGCAGGUCCUGAGUAGACAAAGUCUGACUGGACGUUGUUACUGGGAGGUGGAGUGGAGAGGUGGAGGAAUUAUUGUAGCAGCUGCGUACAAGAAUAUCAGCAGAACAGUGAAAGUGAACAGUAUAUCCUUGGUUUCUUAA
This is a messenger RNA of Maylandia zebra (zebra mbuna), 1418 nucleotides long. Its product is annotated as tripartite motif-containing protein 16-like. Gene Ontology annotation, molecular function: protein binding; zinc ion binding. The record is from RefSeq and is a predicted model, not a curated record. Lineage: Eukaryota; Metazoa; Chordata; Actinopteri; Cichliformes; Cichlidae.